Messenger RNA from Labeo rohita (rohu), 1545 nucleotides. Its product is annotated as gastrula zinc finger protein XlCGF8.2DB. The record is from RefSeq and is a predicted model, not a curated record. The coding region runs from base 123 to 1385 and encodes 420 amino acids. The transcript has 3 exons. NCBI's taxonomy places the organism in Eukaryota, Metazoa, Chordata, Actinopteri, Cypriniformes, Cyprinidae.
GGAGAGGUGACGUCAUAAGGCUGCGCCGCGCUCCUGCAUCUGUGAUCCGGCUGAAGAAAGUUUCCAAACACAGAGAAAAACUCCUGGUGCAACUGAGAGCCACGUGACACACAAAUAUAAAGAUGACGCUUAUCAAAGAGGAGAGUGAAGACAUAAGGAUUGCAGAAGUAUUCAGUCUGAAACAAGAAGAUAUUGAGGAACAGACAGACCUGAUGGCGCUGAAAGAAGAAAGUGAAGAUCGGAAUGAAAUCGAGGACAAAGAUCUGAUUAAGAAACAUCUUCUCAUAACUGGAGAUUGUUCACAGUCUGAAAAGACUUCCCCACAAAAAAAAGCUCGGAAGACUGGUACAAAAACUAAUUUCGUUUGUCAACAGUGUGGAAAGUGUUUCAUGAAAAAAUUAAACCUUAAACUCCACAUGAGAAUUCACACCGGAGAGAAGCCUUUCACCUGCCAACAAUGUGAAAAGAGCUUUGCACGAAAAAGUAGUCUCAAGAUUCACAUGAGAACUCACACUGGAGAGAAGCCAUUUGUAUGUAGUCAGUGUGGAAAGAGUUUCACGCAUAAAGAAACCUUUUAUACUCACAUGAGUCUUCACAAUGGAGGAAGCCCUCACAUCUGUAAACUUUGUGGAAAAACCUUGAAACGAAAAGGAAAUCUUAAGACUCACAUGAGAAUUCACACUGGAGAGAAGCCUUACAAAUGUGAACAGUGUGAAAAAUGUUUCACACGUAAAGGAAGCCUUAAAAAGCACAUGAGGAUUCAUUCAAGAGAGUACUGCUGUAAAUGUCAUCUGUGUAAAAUGGGUUUCGCAAACGCGAAACGCCUUAAAAGGCACCUAACAACUCACGUUGGACAGAAGCCUUUUUUGUGUCAUCAGUGUGGAAAGACUUUCACGCAUGAAGGAAACCUCAAGAGUCACAUUAGAAUUCACACUGGAGAGAAACCGUUUACCUGCCAACAGUGUGGAGUGAGUUUCACUGAAAAGAGAAGCCUUACGGACCACAUGAGAAUUCACACUGGAGAGAAGCCGUAUACCUGCCAAGAGUGUGGAAAUAGUUUCACUCGAAAAGGAAGCCUUAAAGUUCACAUGAGAAUUCACAGCAGCGAGAAGCCUUUCACCUGCACUCUCUGUGGAAAAAGUUUCAGACAUAAAAGAACCCUUCAUAUCCACACAAGAGUUCACACUAGAGAAAAGCCUUUCACAUGUCUUCAGUGUGACAAGAUAUUCACAAAUGAAAUUUAUCUGAAAAGACACAUGAAAUCUCAUUCUGGCAAGAAAUUGCCAGAAUGCUCUGAGUGUGGGAAGAUGUUUAAAAAAAGGAGCAACUUCAAAAAUCAUGUCUGCCUUCACUCUGGAAAAAACAGUGAACCCUUGGGUCCUUGAAAAGCAUGAAAACUCAAUAAAUUCACUUUCAACAACUUUAAGUCCAUAAAAUUUCUUAAAUAUAAAUGGGUUAUACUAAUUAAAUGUUAUACUUUUUUGAGGUUGGAGAUUGACAUGGUAACAUGGUAAAACUCAGGUUUUAAAACAAUUAUUCCGACAG